AGAUCGGACUUCGGGCCUCUUUCGCCUCCCGCCGGGUGGGAUGAACGGGAAUGCCCAUCCCAAAGAUGGCCGCAGCGGCUGACGGAAAAAAGGCGCCCGCCUAUUACAAAUGGGGCGGUGCCUGUCCUUCUGGGCUGAGUUCGCCUCGUUAGCCCUAGCAGCGCCUUCCUUGCCUGGCCGCCGGCUGAAUCUGACUCCCGCCGACGAGGAGGACAAAGUCAAGACGAUGCUGGGACUGUCGCUGUUGGUGGGCUUCAGCACCGGUUGGCUCCUGUACUAUUGGGUGUGCGUCCCCAAGCACCCACUACUGGUAGCUUGUCAGCCUUUCCAGGCCUUCUUGGAGAAAUAUUGUCCCAUUGUGAAGGAGACGUUCUACCCUACACCAUGGUGCUUUGAGGGUCGGCUUCAGACCAUUGUCCGUGUCUUUAUCAAAUCCUGCCCAUUUGUCUCCUACCGCAGUGAACUGCUACAAACUGCAGAUGGAGGACAGCUGUUCCUGGACUGGGCUGAUCCUGAGGAAGGAAGCACUUGCCACCCUGACCCAGAAAAUUGCCCCAUUGUCCUGUUUUUGCCAGGCUUGACAGGCAACAGCCAAGAGACGUAUAUUCUGCAUUUGGUAUGCAGGACUCAGUGCCAGGGCUACAGGGCUGUUGUGUUUAAUAAUCGAGGGUGCAAAGGAGAAGAGCUGCUGACGCACCGGGCUUACUGUGCCACCAAUACUGAGGACUUAGAGCUUGUGGUGGGCCACAUCAAGUGCCAGUUCCCUUGUGCACCAUUGAUGGCGGUUGGCAUUUCUCUCGGCGGGGUCCUGGUGCUCAACUAUCUGGGGCAGAAGGGACAGGAGGCUGGACUGGUGGCUGCCAUGACCUGCUCAGUGAGCUGGGACUCAUUUGAGACAAUCUACUCCCUUGAGCAGCCCCUCAACCAAUUCCUCUUCAAUCAGUACAUCACAGCCAACUUGUGCAAGCUGAUCAAACGACACAGAAAGGUCAUUGAAGAGAGAUUAGAUGUGGAUCACGUGCUGAAGGCUCGCAGCAUCCGGGAAUUUGAUGAGCGCUAUACAGCUGUGGCCUUUGGUUACAAGUCAUGUCAGGAGUAUUACCAGGCAGCCAGUCCCUGCCAGAAGGUACAUCGCUUCCACGUGCCAGUGUUGUGCCUGAAUGCUUCAGAUGACCCCUUCUCCCCUCAACAUGCUAUCCCCACAGAGACAGUGCAGCAUGUGCCCACCCUGGCCCUCUUAGUGACCACACGAGGUGGCCACAUUGGUUUCCUGGAAGGGCUCCUGCCUCGGCAUCAGAGUUACAUGGACCGUGUCUUUACCCAGUUUAUGGAUGCUGUUUUCAAACAUCAGGAGGAACUGGCAGCUGUAGUAGCAGCCAUGGAAUGCCAACAGUUUGGACAGAACUUAAAUACAAAGAUACCCAGCACGUGAUCAAGAGCCAAGAUGAUCCUCCUUCCCAUACAGAGGGAAGGUGUGAAUGUGACCUCCGUUAGAGGAGACACCUCUGAGGCAGAACUGAUGGCACUACCAUGCACAGUGUCGCUUCUGUCCUCCUGGGAUACCUGUUCCUUUUUCCAAGGGGCUUCUAGCCAGAAUCUGCUGCUAUGAAGGGCAAGCACGGAUGACUGUGGAGAUGCUGUAAUGAUGAUCAGCAGAAUACAGGAUUGCUUUCCUAAUAUUUUGGCAUGUGGCUGUUUGUUCCAAGCAUGAAGUUGGCAUCAACUAUUCCCUAUUGUUUUAAUACCUCCACCCUGGAUUCUCCUGUACAGAACAGCUCUGUGUGCCUUUCUCUAAAAAAUAUUUGGCUAAAAGUUUAGAGAAACUGCAGGUGAAAUAGUGGGUUUUAAAUUGUGCCUGAGGCCAUAUCUUAGAAUGACGCUUUGCAAAAAAGGAGAUGGUUACCAGACACUUCAUCCUACAAUCCCCUGCCCUGUUUUCAGCCUGAAUCUCUGUCAACCAGCCUCUGCUGCAUUUGGGAAGGUAACUUGUUAGAUACUUUAAUACCAUCUUCUGGAAUGGUUUCUGCCUCGGGGAAUAGUUAAUAGUGUUUGGUCCUUUUCCUCUUCUGAAAAAUCAGCUACAGUACUUCCAUUGCAUGAAACCUGGAUCAAUCUUCCCCAAGAGAGGAGACCCCAGGAGAGGGGGCCAUUAUUUUGGUUUUGGUAAAAGUAAAGUUCCCUUGGUCAA
Messenger RNA from Candoia aspera, 2188 nucleotides. RefSeq names its product abhydrolase domain containing 1 (gene ABHD1). The transcript is spliced from 9 exons. Gene Ontology annotation, biological process: medium-chain fatty acid catabolic process; medium-chain fatty acid biosynthetic process. Gene Ontology annotation, molecular function: monoacylglycerol lipase activity; acetylesterase activity. The record is from RefSeq and is a predicted model, not a curated record. The coding region runs from base 110 to 1432 and encodes 440 amino acids. NCBI's taxonomy places the organism in Eukaryota, Metazoa, Chordata, Lepidosauria, Squamata, Candoiidae.